UAUUAAAAAAAUCAAUAAAAUCCAAAAAUAAAACAAAAAAGAAUUACUCCAGCUGUGCAAGGAUCAUAUUGAUUUGCUUCCGCUAUAGUCUUCGUCCCUCCUUCACCGUAUUAGGGUUUUCCGAAUCCCAAUUUCCUCAAACCAACACUGAACCCCAUUAAUACGACCUCUAGUUUUUGCGUUUUCGAAUCCUACAUUUCUCUCUAUCCAACUAUACAAACGAAUAUCAGAACUCUUCAAUAUUUUCGCCUCAUCGGUUCCGCGCGAAAUCAAUUAAACUUCGAUCAUCACUGCCAUUAUUUAUGGCUUCUUCUUCGGUAAUCACUCCCGAAGAUGUUUUGGAAUCGCUUAUGAACGACGGUACAAUUGAUGCUCUUAGGUUAAAGAUCAUCAACCAGCUUAAAGCCAAUGAGGAACUAAAAAGUACUACUAUAAAGAUGGCUGAACAGAGUAAGGUUCUCAAUACCCCUGGGGCUGAGAAACAAACCAAAAGAGAGCUCUUUGAUGCUCUUCGCCAAGAACUUGAAGCUUCUGUACUUGAGAAAGCUUCAAAAUCAGUUUGGGAUUUAAUUUUAGACAACAAUGGCCUGGGGAAGGAGAUAAGUGAGACAGUUGAAAGAGUGUUUUGCCGAUUGAGUGGCCAGGAACCUCCUUUAUUUCCGCUUCUAAAUGGAGAACCCCAACCCGAAAAGGAGGCUGACAGCAGAAAAGAAAAAGGUAAAGGAAAGCAGAAAGAAAACGAAAAUACGGGUUUGAUUACUCCUCCAUCAAAGAAAAGAAGCUUCGGUGAAUUAAAUUUGGAUGGUGCAGAUGAAACUGCCACCAGGUCCUCUGAUCCCGUAGCGAUAUCAGAAGUUUCUGGAAAAUCGCCUUUAUCAAUUUCGAAGACUUGAUUAGUGAGUUCAACAAGUUUAUGUAAUGGAAGUAAUCACAUCUGGUAAAUAUAUUAAACUUGUAGGACUUCACUGGAGUUCAGAGGAAUUGUUCCAGCCACCAAAGCCGUGUAUUAUGCCCUGAACACCUUGUAUGCCUUACAUAUAGUUUAGGAGUUUGAAUGAUGAAACUUUAUCAAAGUCUGCUGUUGAAUCACCAAUUUUUCAUCGUUAAACUUGAUAAGGCUAGGAGAUGCGUGGAUUGUGAUUUGAAUGUCGUGGUUCAUACUAUGAGAAAUAUGAGAAAUAUUAGCAACACAUUUUAAGCAUAA
Lathyrus oleraceus (garden pea) is the source of this 1204-nucleotide messenger RNA. RefSeq lists its product as uncharacterized. The record is from RefSeq and is a predicted model, not a curated record. The transcript has 3 exons. The coding region runs from base 303 to 893 and encodes 196 amino acids. Lineage: Eukaryota; Viridiplantae; Streptophyta; Magnoliopsida; Fabales; Fabaceae.